Messenger RNA from Drosophila willistoni, 3444 nucleotides. RefSeq names its product exosome RNA helicase MTR4 (gene Mtr4). Gene Ontology annotation, biological process: RNA catabolic process; maturation of 5.8S rRNA. The coding region runs from base 134 to 3286 and encodes 1050 amino acids. Gene Ontology annotation, cellular component: nucleus. The record is from RefSeq and is a predicted model, not a curated record. The transcript has 2 exons. Gene Ontology annotation, molecular function: RNA helicase activity; ATP binding; RNA binding. Lineage: Eukaryota; Metazoa; Arthropoda; Insecta; Diptera; Drosophilidae.
CCAACAUUGUUAAAAGCCUCGAAAUUGGAAUUUUCACGUGUUUAAGCAAAACAAACGCAUCAAUUGGCCGCAUUGGCCGUAAAGUAAUCUAAUAUACUCGAAAAAAACAAGGGAAUAAAACUCCACAGUAAUUAUGGACAUUGAUGAAUUAUUUGAUUGCUUUGACGAGGUGCCGCCGGAGAGUUUGGAGGCACCACCGGCAUUGGCCGCCACAGAUAAAAAAGCCACCAAAAGGAACUCUAAGAUCGAUGAUAGCACCACUAGCAAUGGUGACGAUGACAGUGAAGCUAAGGCCACCAAACGUGCUAAGCCACAGGAGACAACCGACGACGACGACGCCGCCGCCGAGGAAAAGGUGAAACUGGAGGAGGAGGACGAUGAAGAACCUUCAACUUCCCGACAAUUAGAUUUGGAUGAUGCGGCCACAUUGGAUGCUUUGCGUACACGUAUCGUAACCCAUCAGUUGGAGGCACCCGAAUCCUGUACGCAUGAGGUGGCUGCCCAUCCCGAUCAGGAAUAUAUUCCAUUGAAACCUUUUAGCGGAGUUCCAGCCAAAGAAUAUCCAUUUGUAUUGGAUCCAUUUCAGAAACAGGCCAUUCUCUGUAUAGAUAAUUCGCAAAGCGUUCUAGUCUCGGCCCACACUUCGGCUGGCAAGACAGUUGUGGCUGAGUAUGCCAUAGCCAAGUCGCUGCUAGCCAAACAGAGAGUCAUCUACACCACACCGAUUAAGGCUCUGUCCAAUCAAAAGUUUCGCGAGUUUACCGAUGAGUUCACUGAUGUGGGUCUGGUCACUGGUGAUGUGACCAUCAAUCCUUCAGCCUCUUGCCUCAUCAUGACCACGGAGAUUCUUCGAAAUAUGUUGUAUCGCGGCAGUGAGAUUAUGCGUGAAGUGGGUUGGGUGAUCUUUGAUGAGAUUCAUUAUAUGCGCGACAAGGAACGUGGUGUCGUUUGGGAGGAGACGCUUAUCCUCCUGCCGGACAAUGUACGCUAUGUUUUCCUUUCGGCCACCAUACCCAAUGCUCGGCAAUUUGCCGAAUGGGUUUGCCAUCUGCAUAAGCAGCCGUGUCAUGUGGUCUACACGGAUUAUCGUCCAACUCCGCUGCAGCAUUACAUAUUCCCUGCCGGUGGUGAUGGCAUUCACUUGAUUGUGGACGAGAAGGGGCAAUUCAAGGAAGACAAUUUCACCACAGCCAUGGCGGUUCUGGCCAAUGCAGGUGAGGCGGCCAAGGGCGAUCAGAAAGGUCGUAAAGGCGGCAUCAAGGGCGCCAAUGCCGGGCAGACCAACAUUUUUAAGAUUGUCAAAAUGAUUAUGGAACGAAACUUUGCUCCGGUUAUUAUUUUCUCGUUUAGUAAAAAGGAUUGCGAGAUUUAUGCCAUGCAAAUGGCUAAAUUGGAUUUCAAUACACCCGAAGAGAAGAAGCUGGUCGAUGAGGUCUUCUACAAUGCCAUGGAAGUCCUGAGCGAAGAGGAUCGCACUCUGCCCCAAGUCGAGAAUGUUUUGCCCUUGCUGCGCCGUGGCAUUGGUAUCCAUCAUGGUGGAUUAUUGCCCAUUUUGAAGGAGACUAUUGAGAUUCUCUUUGGCGAGGGUCUUAUCAAGGCGCUGUUUGCCACCGAGACAUUUGCCAUGGGCUUGAACAUGCCGGCCAGAACUGUGUUGUUUACAGCACCAAGAAAAUUCGAUGGCAAGGAUUUCCGGUGGAUUAGCUCGGGCGAAUAUAUCCAGAUGGCUGGUCGUGCCGGUCGUCGUGGUCUCGAUGACAAGGGUAUCGUUAUUCUAAUGAUUGAUGAAAAAGUCUCCCCGGCCGUUGGACGCGAAAUAGUCCAGGGCAAGGCAGAUCCCAUCAAUUCGGCCUUCCAUUUGACCUACAACAUGGUGUUGAAUCUGUUGCGUGUAGAGGAAAUCAAUCCCGAGUAUAUGCUAGAACGGAGUUUCUACCAAUUCCAAAAUCAAGCCGCUCUACCCGGACUUCACGAUCAGGUGGAAGAGAAGACACGCGAACUGAACAAACAUAGCAUCAAGGAUGAGCACAAUAUUGCUUCAUAUCAUCACAUACGUGACCAAUUGGAGCAAUAUGGCAAACAAUUUCGUUCCUGGAUAACCAAACCCCAUUAUCUAUUGCCCUUCUUGCAGCCGGGUCGUUUGAUAAAGGUCACCGCGGAUAAUCAGGAAUACGAUUGGGGCAUUGUCUUGAAUUUCAAGAACCAUGAAAAAGCUCGCAAGAAUCCUCUCAAGCCCGAUCCGGGCGUCACCAUUGAUGUGCUCCUGCAUGUCAGCGAAGAGGCAUCGAAAUCCGGUGACACUGAACCCUGUAAACCAAAUGAACGCGGCUGCAUGGAAGUUGUCCCUGUGGCCAAUACCCUUAUUACCCAAAUAAGUUCGAUUCGUGUAUAUUUCCCGAACGAUUUACGUUCUGCCGAUAAUCGCAAAGCAGUGCUAAAAACCAUACAGGAAGCGAAAAAACGUUUUCCCCUCGGACCACCAGUUUUAGAUCCCGUCGAUGACAUGCAAAUCAAGGAUAAGGAAUUUCGAAAUAUCGUGGCAGCCAUUGCCCAGUUUGAGAAAAAUCUCGAAGAGCAUCCACUGCACAAAUCCGCCGACCUGGAGCGUGUUCACAAACGUUAUUUGGAUAAAAUGAAGCUUCUAGGUGAGCUGAAUGAUCUGAAAGUUGAAUUGAAAGCAGCUCGCAGUCUCCUGCAAAUGGAGGAGCUAAAGCAUCGGAAACGUGUGCUGCGACGCAUGGGCUACUGCAAACCCGGCGAUGUCAUCGAGUUUAAGGGCCGAGUGGCCUGUGAACUGAGCUCAGCCGAUGAGUUGCUCAUGACAGAAAUGAUCUUCAAUGGCGUCUUCAAUGAACUAACACCACCGCAGGCAGUGGCUUUGCUCUCCUGCUUCGUGUGCGACGAAAAGUCUAAUGAAUCACCGCAGAGUGCCACCGAACUAUCCGGUCCAUUGCGUUCCAUGCAGGAUUUGGCACGACGCAUAGCCAAAGUAUCAUCCGAAUGCAAACUGGAGCUGGAUGCCGACAGCUAUGUGGACAAAUUCAAACCCUUCCUCAUGGAUGUCGUUCUGGCCUGGUGCAAGGGAUCGAGUUUUCUGGCUGUCUGCAAAAUGACAGACAUUUUCGAGGGUUCAAUCAUUCGUUGUAUGCGUCGACUGGAGGAGCUGUUGCGUCAAAUGUGUCAGGCAUCGAAAACUAUAGGCAAUACCGAUCUCGAGAAUAAAUUCUCCGAGGGUAUAAGACUCCUGAAGCGUGACAUUGUCUUUGCUGCUUCGUUGUAUCUAUAAGUUUAGGGUUUCGUCUAAGAACAAUGGAUGGCAGUUUGUUUAUAUUAUGUGAGACAAAAAGAAUAUUACAUACAGGAUAAAAUAUGUAAUUUGUAUUCUUAAUUAUGUAUUUUUUAAGAGCAAUUAUAACAGAAUAAAAUAAUGGUAAACACAAAAAA